UCCACUAAGAUAUCAUCAAUAUUUUCCUCUAAUUAGCUAGCUCAUUAUUAAGUAUUACCAAUACCAAAUGUCCAUUACUUGUCCAUCAUUCAUCUGAAUUUAUAUAUUCUUUUUUUUUUUUUUUUUUUUUUUUUUUGUAUAAUUUCAUUGUACUUAGAUGAAGAAAAUAAUCGACCUCAGCCAUGAAUUUUGCGCGAUUUCCCUCUGUUUUUGUCUUCUCGUUGCGGCACGUGCCACAGCGCAGACAGACACACUGUCAUCACCACCACCACCAUUUUCAUUCGACACGAAAAUAAAAAUCAAUCCACCAACGGCUAUCAUUCUAGUUACACUUAUAAGUGUGUUUUUCGCGAUGGGCAUUGUUUCAGUCUACGUACGUCAAUGCGCUGAGCGCCGCUUCGCCAUCGACUUCGAAUUUGGUGACGAAGAUUCUAGGCAACGCGGCGCUCGAGCGCGUGGUCUAGACAUAGCUGUAAUUGCAUCUUUCCCUAUGUUCCUUUACUCAGAUGUUAAGGAUCUCAAAAUUGGGAAAUCAGCAUUAGAGUGUGCUAUUUGCUUAAACGAAUUUGAAGAUGUUGAAUCUCUUCGACUUCUUCCUAAAUGCUCUCAUGUGUUUCACCCAUGUUGCAUCGACACUUGGUUACUUUCUCACGUCACUUGCCCUGUUUGUCGUGCCAAUUUAAUCCCUGACCCAGUGGGCCACUUACUGAAUUCCAGGUCAGGUGGAUCACCUGACCUGGAAUUCAGUAAUCAGGUCCAUGAGGUGAAUGACACAGUGAUAGAUAUCAACAGCAUUGGUUCACCUGAAGUGAUAAAUAUAGUACAAACGCCUGUACAUAAUCGUCCACCAAGGGCAAAUUGGAAACGACAGAAAAUUACAGGGAAAUUUCCUAGGUCUCACUCGACCGGUCACUCACCGGUACAACCCGGAGAAGAUGUGGAGCGGUUUACGUUAAGGUUACCAGAAGAGGUUCGUAACAAAUUAAUUAAUUCAAAUUCAUUUCGAGCACAAAACAACUCGUUAUUAUUUCCAGGGGAAAGAAGUGUGACAAAAGGGUACAGAAGUAGUAGUGUUGGAGCCGGUUCAUUACGGAUUAAUCAUGAAGAUUACGAGCGGUUCAAUGAGGAGGGCCGGGUGGACCGGUGGGGGUUUACAACAACUCCACCUUUCUUUUGGAGAGCCGGUUCAACCCGGUCAUCUAAGGAUGGUAACGGAACCGGAGAUGAUAUAAUGGCGGUUCCUAAAAAUCUGUAUAAGUCCGUUAAGUUGCCGUUUGAUCGGGUAUUCGAAAAAGAUAAUACUGGUGAACGAUCGUUUAACAAACUUAGAUCAGGCAGUCCGAGUAAUUAACUACAUAAUUAUAUGAUAUUCUUUUUUAAAACCUUAAUUUUGUUACGCUAAUUUUGUAAAUACUCAAAUUUUGAAUUUUUCAGGUAUGAUAUUGUAAUGUUAUAAUUUCAAUUUUUGACGGAAGCAAAGAAUGGAAAUGAAGUUUAUUUCAUCUGUUUUAGGGUCAAUUUUAUUGCUUGAUGCAUAAAGGCCAAUGAAUUUCUAGUACGUACCACCUUAUAAUCAUUCUACGGAAUUGGUAAUAUUUCUUUUCAUGGCCUUAUUCACCAAAAUUGAUUAUGAUUUAUGAUGAUAACUUUAGCAACAAGUAAGGUGUAUAUCACAUCUGCAACAACUUUAGAUAUUUUGAUUUGAAUUAUCCUUGGUUAGAACUAAUGUAAUACGCCACGAUGGAUGAUGCAUAAGUUACCAAGUUAAUGUAUGAAAUAAAAUGCAACUCCCUAAUUAACAUAAGAAUAGUUAUGCAACUCUUUCAUAAAGUGAAAGUUAAUGUGUGUAACUCUUUUAUAAAGUGGAGUUACACAUCAUUCUACUAUAAACAAGAAUUAUAAACAAGAAUUGACAUCAUGUCAUUCGAUCUUGACACACUUUAUUUUGAGCUGAGAUUACUUUAUAUUAGAGUAUAGCAAUCAUAAAAAUGUACAAGACUACAUUCAUGAUCUUGUAAAAAUCGAUAAAGUACUGGUGAUAGCACAUAACUAACCCUAGAUGAUGUUAUGUUAAUAAUUUAACUUUAAAUCUUCCUGUUCCCCUCUCUAUUUCAAAGUUAAGUUUGAUGGAUUGAAGCUUUUUGAUUGGGUUUUGCUUGGCUGUGUUAUUG
Messenger RNA from Capsicum annuum, 2171 nucleotides. Its product is annotated as E3 ubiquitin-protein ligase ATL15-like. The record is from RefSeq and is a predicted model, not a curated record. The coding region runs from base 158 to 1351 and encodes 397 amino acids. The transcript has a single exon. Lineage: Eukaryota; Viridiplantae; Streptophyta; Magnoliopsida; Solanales; Solanaceae.